Manihot esculenta (cassava) is the source of this 2542-nucleotide messenger RNA. Its product is annotated as probable disease resistance RPP8-like protein 2. The transcript has a single exon. Gene Ontology annotation, biological process: defense response to other organism. Lineage: Eukaryota; Viridiplantae; Streptophyta; Magnoliopsida; Malpighiales; Euphorbiaceae. The record is from RefSeq and is a predicted model, not a curated record. The coding region runs from base 288 to 2351 and encodes 687 amino acids.
CGACCAUUUUGUGAAAGAUCCAUAAAGGAACUGUUUCCUUCUGCUUUGGAGUCUCCACCAUAAAGUCAACGACGCAGCCAAGCUUUUGUCUAUUUUGAUUGAAUUCUUCGCCGAUGAUUAUGAAAAAACCUAUGAAAUUGCUUUAACUUCAAGCAAAAGAACACAGAAAAUAAUGGACUACCUCUACCAAUGACCACGAAGGAUUUCACUAUAAAACAUGAAAUUGUUUUAAUUUCAUCAUCCUCUGUCCUUUGAGAUAACCAGCUGUUCUAUAAAAUUGCGCAGAAAUGGCAGAGGCUCUGGUUAAGUUCUUCCUACAGAGGUUGGAAUCCCUGUCACUUCAAGAGACUCGGACCUUCGUUGGCCUCAAUGAUCAAAUCCAACAUAUAAAAGGCUCACUCCGGGAGUUUGGGAAGUUUUUUGGAGACAGUGGCAGCAGAGACAUCAAUCAUGCUUUUUCUACCUGGGUCAACCAACUUAGAGAUUUGGUUUAUGACAUGGACGACCAAGUUGAUGAGUUCAUCAUUCAGAUGGAUAAGCAAAUAGGAUCUAAUAGGUUGACGUUGACAGAAUGCUUCAGGAGUGAACUGCAGAAGAUAGAAUCUCAACUUGAUGAACUCAUCCGCCGAAUGGCAGAAUCAGGCAUAGAAGAAGAAGAAACUGGAGAGCAAAAACAUAACAAGGAACAAUCUUAUGGGAAGGAAGAAAGUCAGCUGGAACUCAAUUCGGCAACCAUUGAAGGAUGGAAGGAAGAGAAUGAAGGUGAAGAGGUACAAGCUUCCGGACAGAAAGAUGCUCAGACAUCACCUGCAUCCUCCUCGGUAUCAUUCAACUUAAAAUACAAAAAUUUACCUUAUUACCUUCAAUCUUGCUUGACAUACUGUUGUAUAUUCCCUGAAAAUUACUGGAUACAUAAGGGGAAAUUGAUCCGUCUGUUGGUAGCCGAAGGUCUGGUACAAGGAAAAACAGGACAAAUAUUGGAGGACACAGCAGAGGAGAACAUAAAUGAGCUGGUCAACCAGGGAAUGCUUCAAGUGAAGGAUGAACACCUUCAGAAUGGAACUAAAUUCACUGUUUCUUCUCCUUAUCGCAUGUUCAUUCGUGAAAAUUUUGCGACUACUCUUGCCAAUUCAGAUUUGACUACGCCCUCUGCAGCACGGCACGUUUUAACUUCAGAUAUCAUGAAACUCGGGCACAAUUUAAGCAAUCUCCGACCUCGGUCAUUAUUCUUGUUUGGGAAUGAAGAUCAUUUGGAAGGACAUUGGCUGGAUUUGACAUGGGCAAAGUUUUUACGGGUGCUAGAUCUAGAAGAUACCAAAGUCCAGAGGUUACCAGAUGAAGUGGGAGACCUAAUUCAUUUGACAUAUCUCGGCUUGAAACACAGCAACAUAUAUGAGCUUCCAGCAAGACUUGGUAAAUUACAAGCACUGCAAACUUUAGAUAUCAGAUGGUGUGGGAAUUUAUCAACACUAUCACCUGAGGUCCUUAGUCUUGCAAGAUUAAGGCAUCUCAAAAUGUUAAAGAACAUAAAUGUUAGUGGGAUGAAGCUGCCAGAGGGAAUAGGAAGAUUACGAAACCUCUUGACACUCACUGGUAUGCAUGCUGGGGGUGGCAUCGCAGAGGAAUUGGAUAAGCUGACUCAGCUCAGAAAACUUGGAGUGAUGGAUGUUGCUGAAGAGAACGCUGGUGAGCUAUACACCUCCAUAAUGAAGAUGCAAGGUCUUCUUUGCCUGUCUCUAGAAGCAAAACAUACUUUCAACAAGCAACACCUUGUGCUCUUGGAUUCAUUCCUGCCUCCACCUUCUCUAAGGAAACUUCGCCUGGAGGGCUUACUAGAUAAGAUACCUGGCUGGCUUGGCUCACUGGAAAGUCUUACAAAGUUAAGAUUAGGUUUCUCCCAUUUAUCCGAGAACCCAACAUCCGUUCUUCAGCUUUUACCCAAUUUGAAAAUCUUAACCUUGUGGCAUGCUUAUGAUGCACAGAAAGUAGGGAAAGAAUUCUGCAAAGCAGGUGGAUAUCCAAAGCUUGAGGUUCUCAGUAUUGCUUCUCAUGUUCUUGAGGCAUGGACAGAAAUUGAAGAGGGAGCACUGCCAAGCUUACAAUACCUCCACUUCCACAACUGCUUGCGUCUAAGGAUGCUCCCUGAAGGUUUGCAGUACAUCACUACUUUGAAGCAGUUGGAUCUGCUGCCUUUGCUUGAUGAACAUGCCGAAAGGUUGAAACCUGAUGGCGGAGAGGAAAAUCACAAGAUCAGAAACAUCCCAAAGAUUUCAUUCAUCCCCAUGUCUGUUUUGAAUUCAAUGGUAGAUUCCCAUCCUUGCCGCCAAGGCCAAGUGACAUCUGAAGAAUAAAGUUCUGGCCUAGCGGCAUGCUUAUGUUUUUCAGGCAAAUAAUCGCAAGUUAUUCUGAUAAUGGUAAAGUCACUGUAUGUUCUACUGUACUUGUUAUUAUGCAAGUAUACAUGUAAUGUCUUCUUACUGCUGUUUGUUAUUCAUGUGGGAAAAUUUAAGCACAAGAAAUUCUGAGAUUCCUGCUGAUUAUG